CGAGAAUAUCCCCCCUAUAUCAAGUUGUAUGUUCGUUGCUUUUUCUCUCUCACUUGUGGCACUUUUCUCCGCUUCUCCACGUUCUGCCCCGAUUCCCCGUUUCCUUGGUUCUCCCCUUCUGUCUUCUAUCUUUCUUCUCUUUCUCUCUUCUCUUCUCUUUUUCUCUUCUCUUUCCUGUGGAUUAUCCCACCUGAUCCCAAGCCCCUAUGAUCUUCUUGGCUUGGUCUUGAUCUACCCGCGUGACCCCCUUGGUCCUCAUUACAUCAUACGGCCAUGACUGCGCUGCUAGUCCCCCGCGAAAACCCUUCGCGUUUAUCCCCGGAUCCUCGCCGGUGUCCCACCGUGCAACGAUAUUUCCUGGGAGAUCAACUUGAUAGCAAGUUACCCAUGCAAGAUGCUUAUCGGGCAAGGGAUAACUCCCUCCCGUCCACUUUAUCCGCACCUCCCUCUCCAACUUUCAUGCCCGUUUCUCAGCCACGCGCCUACCCCAACAUAAAUAGUUUGCCUUUGGAAGAUGAACUUGUCCUUCCCUCUUACGACGAGCCUAUGCGCAAUGCUCUAGAGCCCGAAGAUGAGAGUGACGCCUCAACGGAAUCACACCCAGCCUGGGCGGCAGCCCCUGCUGUAGAUGACACUUCUAUCGAGGAUGAGCCCUCAAGACAUGUGGACUACCUGUCGCAUGACUGGAAGGAAGAAGAUAUCUGGUCCUCGUGGCGCUAUGUGACCAGCCGGAGGAAUGACUACAGUAAUGGAGUACGACUGGAGAAUGCCUCGUGGAGGACAUGGGCCAAAUCCAAGCACAAUCUAAAGACCGUCUCGCCGGAGAGCCUAAACUGGCUAAAAGAUUGUGAUGUCACCUGGCUCUAUGGCCCAUUGAAAAGUUCUGGCGAGCGUGCGACCCUUUCUCCUCCUCCCAGUCGCCUGGACACCCCGAACUCUUAUUUAGAUCGGAAACCGAUCUUGAAAAAAAAGACUGCUUCGGAGGCCAUCCUCCAGCGGUCCCUCUCCCAACAUACGUUACUCCAGCAUGCCGGAGCCAUUCUAAAAGCCCAAGAAGCUGAGAAUGGCUGGGCUCGUCCUCCCUUCCCGAGGUCUAAUACGGAUCUGGACCAGUUACAUCACCGGACCGGCAGCUCAACUUUCUCCCUAGGCGGUACUCUUACGACGUCGUCAUCCUCCGGCAUGGCAUCUCCGAUUGAACGCCGCCAUAUCCACUUCAACAAUGAAGUUGUGCAAUGCAUUGCGGUCGAAGCCAAGGGUUUCGACGAGUGGCCAGCAACCUUUGCCGAUGAAUCGUCCGAUGAUGGCGUGGUCAUGAUGAGGCAGAUCUCAAACCGGUCUCCCAGCACUCGCAGCACCCCUCGCAACAGUUUCAGCGAGAGUAAGACAAUCGCUCCCCUACCUUCUACCACCCUCAAGUACCGGGGUGACCCUCCAGAGCCUCGUCCCCAAACGAUACUAGGUCGUUGGUCCACCCCGAAUGCUUCCACAUUAUCACCCUCCCCCUCUGUAGAAACCCUGCGGCCAGAACCCUCGGCGAACUUCCUUUUAGACGAUGAUGAAGAUCCCAGUUUGGACUUUACGGGUAAUUACCCUGAUCGCGAUCGCCCUUGGUUUGUCGAGGACGAUGCUACUUCAGACCGUCCAUUGCGGUUGACUGCCUCGGGCAUGUUCAUGCCUGAAGGUGAAAAUGAAACGCCCAGCUCCAGCAUCUUGGAUCGAGUCGUGGACACUGUGAACACGGCACGAGAUAUUGCCCAUGUGAUCUGGAACGUGGGCUGGCGACGAUGAACCAGCCCGUACAUAAUGAAAGGGAAAAAAGGAGGCAUGAAGGUGUCCAAGCUGUAUAGGUUUCCCCGUGUACGGAAUAUAACGAAGUAAUGCCAUAAUAAAACAGCCUGAGAAUUUAAUAUAUAUCAUCUACACCC
Molecule: messenger RNA, 1928 nt
Organism: Penicillium canescens
Lineage: Eukaryota; Fungi; Ascomycota; Eurotiomycetes; Eurotiales; Aspergillaceae
Product: protein phosphatase regulator REG1
Exons: 2
Coding region: 274-1791 (505 amino acids)
Biological process (GO): protein catabolic process in the vacuole; cellular response to glucose starvation
Source: RefSeq, a predicted model, not a curated record